AUGAAAGGAGUUAGAAGAUUCGGAAAGAAAGAGAAGUUAAGUCCUAUAAUUGUAGGCCCGUUUGAGAUUCUAGAAAGAAUUGGGCAAGUACCUUUUCGAUUAGCAUUGCCACCAGCACUGUCAGGAGUGCACCAUGUAUUUCACGUAUCUAUGUUGAGAAAAUACGUGUUGGAUUCGUCUCAUGUGCUUAGCCAUGAGACCUUGAGCUUACACGAAGAUCUUUCAUAUGAGGAAAAUCCAAUACAUAUAUUGGAUAAGAAGGACAAGGUAUUGAGAAACAAGAAUAUUCCAUUGUUUAAGGUUCUAUGA
Humulus lupulus (European hop) is the source of this 309-nucleotide messenger RNA. RefSeq lists its product as uncharacterized. The record is from RefSeq and is a predicted model, not a curated record. Lineage: Eukaryota; Viridiplantae; Streptophyta; Magnoliopsida; Rosales; Cannabaceae. The transcript has a single exon. Bases 1 to 309 code for a protein of 102 amino acids.